This is a messenger RNA of Symbiodinium natans, 2214 nucleotides long. The record is from the annotation of a GenBank genome assembly. NCBI's taxonomy places the organism in Eukaryota, Dinophyceae, Suessiales, Symbiodiniaceae.
AUGGACCUUGACAUGGUCCCAGUGUCCCUGCCGAAGGCUGCGGUGCCCAUCGUGCUGCCGGUGCCCCCGGGCGGGGUGAAGGUCCUUCCUCGUUGGGCAGAGGAAGAUGAGGUCUCGAGGUGGAGAUUGAAGUACAGGCCGCAUGCCACGGAAGAUCCGAGCAGCGACUUUGACGAGGGUGCUGCAUGGGUGGAGCUCGAACUUCGCCACUUCACGCGCGAGCUGCCCCUUUCGAACCUCGAAUUCGGCUUGCUGCACGACUUCAAAGUGGCAAUUCAAACGCCCGAGGGCUGGUCGGAUUGGAGCGUGGCGGCGCAGUGCGAGGCUCCUCCACCACAUCCCCCCGGCAAGCUGGCCACCCUUCUGCCGCGGGUGCUCGACGUGUCCUCGGUGAAGGUGCGCUGGACACCGCCCAUUGACAAUACCACGGUCGCACCAGGCUUGAGGGUCCAGCGUUACAUGAUUGUGGUCACUUGGCCACCACGUCCUGGUGAAGAUGAGGCGGCGUGCAAGCGGGAGAUCAUGGUAGCUGACGAGACGGAGUCGUAUGUCAUCACGGGGUUGGAAAGUCUUACAGACUACACUUUCCAGAUCGCAGCAGAGAAUGCAGCGGGCUGGGGUGAGCUGUCUGAUCCCACAGUGCCGAUGCAGACUAUGCCGCCUGUGCCCACCACCCUGAAUCAGCCGACGCUACGCAGACCUACACAUCACUCGGCAGUCAUCCAGUGGCAACACCCUCCUUUUUCAGAAGCACCCGUGCUGUCCUUCCGCUUUCGCCACACGUCGUCAGCCGACUGGAGCAGUGACGUGGUGGAGAUCCACGAUGUAUCGCCUGCGCUGUCACAAUAUGUGAUUCAGGGGUUAAAGCCGGGGCAUGUGUACAUGUUCCAGGUCAGGGCAGUGAACAAGUACGGCAUGGGGAUAUGGAGCGACAGCAGCAUACCAAUCCGCACAAUGGAUGGAGCAACCCCAUCUACCAUCGAAGACUUGCAGGCAUCCGAGAUAUACAAGUCUUUCAUUCGCCUGCAGUGGCGUCCAGUUGAGGAAAAUGGCCACCCCAUUACAGAGUAUCGCCUCCGCUACGCCCAUACGGAGGACAUGGCCGGCGCCGUAGAAGCUGUCCCAGCCGUGGUCCGGGACAAAGGCUUUGACAGGUGCGAUGUCCGCCACCUACGAAAGUUGAAGUACCACUUCCAGGUGGCAGCUAUCAACCACCUGGGCAUGGCGGAGUGGAGUGCAGUCAUGGGAAUGGCCAACGUGCAGUUUCGGGCAGUGGAGUGCGUAUCUCUCCAAGUCUCCCCCACCAUCGGCGGGCUGAUUGAUGCCUUCUUGGGCAAGUCUGUGGAGCAGGUCAUGGCCAUACAGUGCCUCCGCGCGGGGCUCCCGAAUGUGCUCAAGGCCAACCUCAUGGGAUCUAUGCACUGGUGCCUCCUGCUGGUCCUCGGAAUGUCCAUCUUCGCAGCAGGAGUGAAGAAAAAGACCUGCAAGUUCAACGUGGAUGGCGCAGCAGCACAGAUGUCGUGUCAGGUUGUCUGUGCCAUUAGUAUCACCUUGCCGACGAUGUUCGGCGCCGUGCCUGGGGUUACGUCUCACCAGGUCAUGCUGCUUUCCCGCGUGUGCGCCAUUAUCUUGAUCUUCCUCUACAUCUGCUUCAUCUACUUUCAUCUGAAGACGCACAAGGCCCAGUUCCAGAACCGUCAGGCAGCCGAGGAUGGCCUUCCUGACCAUGUCCAGACAGCAGAGGACCAAGAUCUUAGCCGUCUUUCCCUCGGCUCGUCCAUCUUCCUCAUGGUCUCCAGCAUUGUGAUCACCACUUUGAACUCGCAAGUGCUGGUCGACAACAUUCUUGACCUGUCCGAGAGGUUCGAAGUCCCCUUGCAGUUCAUCGGGGCCACAAUGUUGCCCAUCCUUGGCAAUACUGCCGAGCACGUCGCCUCCGUCAGCCAUGCCAUAAAGGAUGAAAUGGACACCUCCAUUGCCAUUGCCCUGGGAUCGGCGCUGCAGAUCGCUUUGUUUGUUGUGCCACUCUCAGUCAUCUGGGGCUGGGCUUUCGAUCGGCCGAUGUCCCUGAACUUCAGCAUGUACGACUCGGCGGUCAUGCUGUUGGGGACCUUCCUCGUGGCCCAGAUUCUCCAGCACGGCUCGUCGAACUGGCUUCACGGGGCUAUGAUGAUGAUGGUCUACCUGAUGAUUGCGGUCAUCAGUGGUGCUUAA